Molecule: messenger RNA, 1744 nt
Organism: Helicoverpa zea (corn earworm)
Lineage: Eukaryota; Metazoa; Arthropoda; Insecta; Lepidoptera; Noctuidae
Gene: Prosalpha6
Product: proteasome subunit alpha type-1-like
Exons: 6
Coding region: 132-962 (276 amino acids)
Biological process (GO): ubiquitin-dependent protein catabolic process
Cellular component (GO): proteasome core complex, alpha-subunit complex; proteasome core complex; nucleus
Source: RefSeq, a predicted model, not a curated record
UAUUUGCAAGUUUGACAGUUUUUGAUGACAAUUUAAUUUGACAUUUCUAAUUUCAUAGUCAUCGUCGGCUUCGUUUGUUGCAAAUAAAACUCAAUUAUUUGUGAAUUUUACAGUAAAUAGUUACUUUCAACAUGUUCAGGAACCAGUAUGACAGUGACGUCACAGUCUGGAGCCCCCAGGGUCGUCUCCACCAAGUGGAAUAUGCUAUGGAAGCUGUCAAACUGGGUUCAGCAACUGUAGGCUUGAAGAACAGACAGUUUGCCGUUCUGAUAGCUUUGAAAAGGGCUGUGAGUGAACUGUCGGCGUAUCAGAAGAAAAUUAUCCCUAUUGAUGAACAUAUUGGUAUCUCUAUCUCUGGAUUGACUGCUGAUGCUAGAAUGUUGAGCCGUUUCAUGCGCACCGAGUGCCUUAAUCACCAGUACGCUCACGACGCACCGAUGCCGGUCGGCAGACUGAUUGGUCUAGUUGGCAAUAAGAUGCAGAUCUGUACGCAGAGAUACGAUAAGAGACCGCUUGGCGUUGGACUGUUGGUCGCUGGUUAUGAUGACCAAGGACCCCACAUCUACCAAACGUGUCCCUCAGCGAACUUCUUCGACUGUCGUGCUAUGGCCAUCGGUGCUCGGUCCCAAUCAGCUCGGACGUACCUUGAGAAGCACCUGUCUAGCUUCAUGGACUGUGACCUUCAGGAGUUGGUGGCACAUGGCUUACGUGCUUUGAGAGAUACUCUGCCUAAUGAAGUGGAUCUUAACACUAAGAACGUGUCAAUAGCAAUCGUUGGGCCGAAGACGCCUCUCCGUAUAGCUGAUGAGGAGGAACUGGCUCGGUUCCUGACCCUCGUGGAAGGUGAGGAGAGGAGGGGUGGCGGUGCCAGCGCGACGGGCGAUGCCGGAGCACCCGCUGACCGCGACCGCGACGCGCCGGGGGACGAGCCACAGGCCGCGGUGGCAAUGGACACGGAGUAAACGAGGAACGUCUCAAAGGUGAAGACGGCACUGAUGUGACCAUGGCCGACGAGAUCAACUGUCACCGUUACCAUGGCAACCCAGCUGUCGCCAUCUUUAAACGAGCUGUCAUUCAGCAUCUCCCUUCUUUUACGUCACUUAAAGAUUUGCCUUGGCCAGUGUUAAGUCUGAUUUUAGCGUAGGAUCUUGUGGAAACCCAUUCAUGCAUCAUCAGCCUUUUUUUGUCCUGGACACAGGCCUCUUCUCUGAGAAAGAAUGAGUAUUCAUCGCCACUAUUGCUUGGUUACUGAGGGGUUUCUGCCACCAGAGGGCGCUGUGUAGACGUCAAAAUUAUUGAUUUAUUUGUUGUUGUAAAUUGAAUUACAACGAGCCACUGUUGCCAUCGCGAUUGAUCUCCCGUAGGGAAAUUAUGCCCCCUUGUUUUCUCCACUCUAUGGCAUUUUUAUUACACACUCCACAACUAUGGCAUUUUAGGAAGCAGUAUGUCUAAAUUAUGUAAUUAAAAAGUAAAUAAAACCAAAAAAAUAUGCAGAGAACUACGAUUCGAGUAUGUAUUUUGACAGUUCGUUGGACCUGUCGCAAUAGUGCUGCCAUCUCUCGUUCACCGUUCCAGAAAACCCUCAUUACAAUGUUUCUUAGUUAAGAAGCCAUGAAAAACUAAACGUGGUGUAAAUUGAAAUCCUACUGAAGUAUUUUACCUUAGCACUGGCCAAGGCAAAAUUAACGGAAACGGUCGCAUUUUAUUAUUUUUUUCUAUAUAUUCAAUAAAUCUUUUGCUUUAA